Molecule: messenger RNA, 1835 nt
Organism: Caenorhabditis sp. 36 PRJEB53466
Lineage: Eukaryota; Metazoa; Nematoda; Chromadorea; Rhabditida; Rhabditidae
Source: the annotation of a GenBank genome assembly
AUGCAAAUGCACCACGGCUAUCAGGAUUUCUAUCCGUCGCCCGAUUCCACGUCAUCAAUGAUGACGUCAUCCGCCACGUCACAAACGCAACCGGGAGAUGUUAAUGGGUUACAGACAGAUCAUCGGUUAGUAUUGGCAAAAAAUCGAAAAAAAAACGUGGGGUACGGUAGCUUUAUAGGGACAUACCGGUAUUUUUUGGUAAUUUUCGAGAGCUCUUUUCAUUAAUCGCAAAUUGUGCAUAACAAAUCUGUGAAAAAAUACGUUUAAAACUCGACAAAACACUCGAUUUCACCUCGAUUUCGUUUUUUUCGCGCCCCGCACGUUACGGUAGUUUUAAAGGCGCAUGCUAGAAAAAGCGAAAAUUCUGAAUACUGAUAAAAAGUAGACAAUAUGCGAGAGGCGCUGUGUUCGAGCGCGAAGAAUAGCGGAAAUCUUGGGAAUGAAUGGAAAAAUAAGGAUUCGAAAGUGUUUCACCGCCCGGCGAGCUUCCUCCGGAGCUUCUUCUGGGUCCGCCGCAAACAGGUGCUUCUGGAAAAGUCGAGACUUUUUCGAGAGGUGCAGAGAAGGAUGACUUACAAGCGAGAAUGAUAAUUGUACUUGAAGGGUUGCCCCCAUAUUAUUUAUUCUUCUUCUUUUUUCCUUCAGAACGAUUGGCGUCGGAUAUGGCGGAUAUUGGAAUUCCACGUCAUCGACGGCUCAAUGGAUGGGCGGCGGCGCGCAAAUGGAUCAUCACGCAAUGGCACCGACUUUUCCCGUCCCCACAGAGACUGGUUUCAGGUGGCUACCGUACUCGAGUCGCCACACUAACCCUCUUUUUCAGACAAAUGCCCUCGAACCUCUGCUACAUGGAUCCGACGCCUUCCCGAAUGAUAUCAUCCGCUUCCUCUAGUUCCAAUAUCAAUGUCACUUCAUCUCUGCCAACUAACAACAGUUCCUCCAAAAAAGUGUUGAUUCCACCGCCACCGGCUCCCCGAAUGCUUUCCCGAUCGACGCCGAAACCGUUCCGGUGUCAAAUCUGCGGAAAGGCCUUCUCGCAGGCCGCCAAUUUGACCGCCCAUAAGCGCAUUCAUACAGGUUGGCUGUUCUAUCGAAUUUUUUGUGAAAUUCUAUGUUUUUUUCAGGCGAGAAGCCGUUUCUGUGUCCGGUUUGCGACCGCCCGUUCAGUCAGAGCUCUUCUCUCGUCACACAUCGCAGGUAUCACAACCAUCUGUCGCCAUUCUCGGCCGAUUAGUAGGCUUCAUCGUCUUCUUCCUAAUCCCACCUAACCAAACUGCUCAUUAGCUUGGAUAAAUAUUGUGACACCCCUUUCCACUAGAAGCUUGGAUCUGCAAACGCACUCCACCGCACGCAGUGCUUUACUUUUUCAUUUCCGCCUUCAAAUGCGUUUUUGCUGAAAUUUCAUCGGAAAUGCUCGGUUUUCCAGUUUUCCUGUUGAAAAAUCGAACACAAUACACAUUUACACAAAAUAUCAUCGAAAAAAUUGUGUAAAUUGACUUUUUGCUAGUUUCUUGAUAAAACCACGUGGAACUAAGUUCGCUGAACGAUUUUCAAGCAAGAAAACUGGAAAAUACGAUGAAAUUUUGCAUGAAAUUGCAAGAAAAAGAAAAACACACAAUUUUGCAUUUAUAUUAUAUAGAGUACCCAUUUUUUGCAGAACUCACACCGGAGAACGUCCGUAUCCGUGUGCGCAGUGCGAGAAGGCGUUCACCGACAGUUCGACGCUCACAAAACAUUUGCGAACGCACACGGGCCACAAGCCGUACGUCUGCUCGAUUUGCAUGAUGAAGUUCACGCAAAGUGGCAACUUGCAUCGGCACAUGAAGACUCACAAAUGA